Messenger RNA from Pocillopora meandrina, 928 nucleotides. The record is from the annotation of a GenBank genome assembly. Lineage: Eukaryota; Metazoa; Cnidaria; Anthozoa; Scleractinia; Pocilloporidae.
AUGGAAAGCUUUGACAGGGCCCCUUCACUUGCCAGAGACACAUAUUCUCAUGAUCACACUUACCAAGUAAGAUGAAUGAAUUUUUUUGCUUUCGAACGUUAAAAUUUUGGAAUUAUUACUAACAUUAAUCUUGCUUUUGUCAACAUUUUCUGGUUAUUUUUCACUCAUCCUAAUGAUUUUGUUUUAAGUUAAAUUAUGUUAAAACAUAAUUUGUGUAUUUAAACAGCUAGGUCCCCUUCAAAGUAGAGCUAUUUGUGAAUCUUAGGUUAUUAUAUUCUUGGAGAAAUGACAAGUGCAUUAUUUGCUGUAAGUUGCUGUAAGUAGCUGUAAACAUCAUAUUUUUCCAUUUGUAUCUGUUAUUUAAGUGAAGACUAUCUGAAAUGAUUGUAGCAUUUCCACAGUCCACUUACUUGUUGUUCUUGCUGUUUUUCUAUCUCAGGAGGAACAUCAUGACUUGUUGCCUUUGAAUGGGAAUAAUUUUACAAUUUUUGUAUGUGGAAAUAAACAGCAUGGAGUAGUUGGCCUCCAAGUUGCACUUAUCACUUGCUUUAUCUGUGAUCACCAGCGUCACAACUGUGGACAUGUAACAAAAGUAGCAGAAUCUGAGGAAAUAAUGGGACACAAAAUGCAUGAUUUUCUGGUCGAUUUUUUUGCUGAGAGAAAUUUUCAAGAGUCUACUGAAUCAGUUGCAGCAGCCACCACUCAUAAAGAGUGGAAAAUAAGAUCAGUAUCUUGUAAAAAAAAUACUAUUCCAUCUAUCAACAACACAAAAAAAGUAUUCUCUCUGGAAGAUGUUCUUUGUGGCAAAAUGUCAACUACUGAUUUGGUGCUGCUUACUUCCAACUUGUCUCCCUCCUGCCCAAAGUGUUCAUUGCAGUGCAUUAGUCAGACUACACAAGCUUUGUGCUUUUUCAAAAAGCAGACAUGA